GACAGUGGCGCCGCAUGUGUCAAAAACGGGUUCAUGUUAACUUUUUUGGUAAUGGCGACCAAACAUCAAUACUGUGAGGGAAAAAAAUUGUGUCUUCUUUUGUUUACGUAUCAUUUUCUGUCGAAUAAUUAAAUUAGCCAUCGCAAAGUGAUGAAAACAUUGUGGUAAAAUCGAUGCAUAUGUUUGUUAGCGUUUGCGUUAUACAUUUUCCACAGAAAAUUUACUGAAUAAAGCGUCAAAAGCCUAAUUAAAUAUUGAAUCUAUAUAGUUUUUUUCUCGCCACCAAAGUUGUUUGUAGUGUUCGAUGCCAAAAAGUUGAUGUGAAUUGAAAAUUGGUUUACAAAUUUCGAAAGAAGUUGAAUUGAUUUGUGAGUAAUUGAUUCGGUUGGUGUAUUGACGGCAGAUAGAAAUUAUCGAUAGAAUUGUCCAUAAAAUUGGUAUUUCGAACGAUUGUGAACGAUGGAAGUGGAUGUGAAAACAUUGGAACUUGAUAAAGUAUGUCGCGUAUGUUUGACAGUUAAAAAAGAUAUGCGACCAUUAUUUGGUGAAAUGGUCGCCGAAAUGCUCAUGGAUUUCUCGCGAAUACAGCUUGAUAACACCGACGGAUGGCCGGAUAAGAUUUGUAUACAGUGUGUACAUCAAGUGAGUCGAUGUCAUGCAUUUAAAAAACGCGUGGAAAACUCGGACAAAGAACUGCGUCAGUAUAUCAAAGGCAUUACUGUGAUUGUCGAAGAGCCACUUACACAAAUGGAAAUUCAUUCGGCGCAAACGCAUCAGGUGAUCAAAGACACCCGGCAAGAAAUCCAUAUAACACGACACGAUCUACAAAAUGAACUCCAUAAUCAUGUGCAACAUGCGAGCGUGACGAUACAACAACCGCAAACGCAUACACAACAGCCGACCACACAGCAAAUUGUCACAACAACGACGCAUCAACCGCAGCAAAUGAUCAUAACCAAUGGUCAAUUGCAUAAUGCGCAAAUUAUCAAUGCGGCUGGACAAAUUGUUGCCACAGCACCACUGCAAUCAGCAUUGGCCACCGCACAAAUUCAAGGACAAAUCUGUCAACUAGUUCAAACGAGUAACGGAACCGUGCAAAUGAUCCAACAGAACGGCCAACCGGCUCAAGUAGUUCAAAUUCAGCGAACGAGUGAUGAUCGAUGCGAAAUCAUUGUCCAACCCACCGAAAUCCAAACGGAUACAACAACACACUACUACACAGAGGAUGAUGAAAUAUUCUCGGUAACGACACAAAUGCAACAGGAAGAAAUCGAGCAUGUGGAAGAAGUCGAACAACAAUCACAAGCAGACCAAAUUCAAAAUGCAACCGUUUGUUUGGACGAGUCAACCAUUAUCGAGCAAGAUGAAGAGGAAAUCGAAGAAGAGAUCCAGGAAGAGGAAGAAGAAGAAGAAGAAGAGGAAGAGGGAGUGUUCACACUAGAACUAUCGGAGGGAUCCGAUUGUGAGGACAAAGAGUAUUUAGCUGAAUUUGUUAGUGCCCAGACAUCGUGUCCGUAUCCCGGAUUAUUUGUGUGCAAUUUGUGUCGAAAGGAGUUCAAGCAUAGCAAAUGGCUACAAACCCAUAUGAAAUCCCAUUCAAACUGGAUCAAGGCCAAUUGUAAAAAGCAACCGCAAUGUGAGAUCUGCUUCAGGAGCUUUAAAGGACCUGGAAUGCUGAAAAUGCACAUGAAAACACAUGAGAAAACGCCGGGCAAAAUUCCAAUCUGCAAAGUGUGUAACAAAGAAUUUAAAUCGCGGACGAUUCUCUAUAGGCAUCGUCAAACCCACAUGGAGAAACUCAUACAGUGUGGAUCGUGUCACAAGAUGUUCAGUACAGUGAGUCAAAUACAAUCGCAUCAAGCGAAAUUGAAGCAUGAAAAAAUCUUUAAAUGCUCUCCAUGUCUGAUCACCUUCACAUCCAUCAAUGACUUGAAGACUCACCUCCAAUCACAUGUCAACUCCAAAGAGAAAAGGAAUGGGACAUAAUUUAUGGUUUGUGAUUCGCUGGUCGACUCCACUGGAUUCAACGUGCAAGCGGAUUAAUGAAUAAAAUCAAAGCCUAGUUUCUUUUCUGUUUCAUUUUCCAAUUUAAAAAAAUAGAGUUUGAUCAGUUUUCAAUAAAAUGAAUUUCGUUACAAUUCUUCAAUACAAAUCAUAUUCAAUGGGAAUGUGUUGAAUUUGGCCAUCGACCGCCAACAACAGUAACAAAAAUCCAAAUUGUAUUCAUUGAACGAAAAAAGAAGAUGAAAAAAAGAAGUGAAAUGUUAUCAAAUCUCAUGUGUUAUAAUUAAAUUAUUAGAUAUUUUGCCUGAAAA
Molecule: messenger RNA, 2315 nt
Organism: Sitodiplosis mosellana (orange wheat blossom midge)
Lineage: Eukaryota; Metazoa; Arthropoda; Insecta; Diptera; Cecidomyiidae
Product: zinc finger protein 236
Exons: 8
Coding region: 460-1986 (508 amino acids)
Biological process (GO): regulation of transcription by RNA polymerase II
Cellular component (GO): nucleus
Molecular function (GO): zinc ion binding; DNA-binding transcription factor activity, RNA polymerase II-specific; RNA polymerase II transcription regulatory region sequence-specific DNA binding
Source: RefSeq, a predicted model, not a curated record